GAUGGAAUAGUUCUAAAACUGAAUAAAAGGAACACUGUCACAAUCUUUCUCCAAUCUCCUCCUGUAAGUUUAGGGUUUAUCAUAAUUGAGCUUUCAAUCCAUUUUCGUUCCUAAAAGAAAACGUAAAUUUUUUUCUCUUCACGUUCAUAUACUACGCAACAUCGCAAUUUCUCGUAGUUCGUUUUGAUAACUCACGAAAUCGCAAGCUACAGACAACGGUGACACGACAUUCGUUGAUUGAUCAUGUUGGUAAAGAGAUUAAGCUCAUUCCUUAAACUCUCCCCAAAACCUCAGAUUUCCUCUGCCACGAAAAAUGUGGAUGAAGAGACCGGCAAAUACUAUGGUAGAAAGGCAGUGUCAUUCAUUUUGAUUACUAUUACAGGUGGUGUUGCUCUGAGUGCUCUUGACGACCUUGCCAUCUAUCAUGGAUGUAGCAGCAAGGCCAUGGAAAAGGCGGUCAAUAACCAAGGACUAAUAGAUGCUAUCGGAGAACCCAUUGUUAAAGGUCCAUGGUACAAUGCAGCUCUUGCAGUAGCUCAUAAAAGACAUUCUGUUUCAUGCUCAUUUCCUGUUUCUGGACCGAAAGGCACCGGUAUCUUGCAGCUGAAGGCAGUUCGAAAUCGAGAUGACACUUGGUCUUCAUUUUUCCUUCAUCGUGACUGGGACAUUUUAAUCAUGGAUGCUCUCCUCCAUGUACCUGGGAAUGAGGAGAGGCACCGAACAUUGCGGAUCAAUCUUGCUGAAAAUCCUCUUUCUUGCACUGCUUGCACCGAGACCACACCUCAUCCAUCGGAAAAUUCAAAGGCAAAUUUGAGUUCUAAUCAAUAAAAGGUUAAUUGGUAAUCUUAAAUUCAUCUAAAAGCAAGUUUUUGACCUUUAUAUUUAAAUAUUUUAUAUGAUUUUGAGGCUAGGUGGACGUCAAUAUUUUGGCUUUGACAGAAUAAAUUUAUUUCCAAAUUUUCUUUGGGUAACGUGUUAUAAUUAGUCACCGACUUACUUUAUGAAAGAAAAAUUUUCCUUGUGGAUUGAUGUAAUUUUUCUUUAUUUUGCAUUUUUCUUUUGCCUUUUGAUCUUCCUAGCUAUCUUUUUUGGGAUGGUAAAUUUUAUUUACUGAGGUAAGCACUGUGGUAGAUUUUGUUUGGUGACUUUGUCCAUUGGCACCCUGUAUUGUCGGUGUGGUGUGGGUGAAUAAACAUUUUUAUAUUCACUUA
This is a messenger RNA of Vigna unguiculata (cowpea), 1211 nucleotides long. Its product is annotated as cytochrome oxidase complex assembly protein. The record is from RefSeq and is a predicted model, not a curated record. NCBI's taxonomy places the organism in Eukaryota, Viridiplantae, Streptophyta, Magnoliopsida, Fabales, Fabaceae.